GGCUCGCAGCGCAGGCCUUUGUGCCCUCCGGGGCGCCCGGCUCGUCAGCACGCGCGGGAGAACUGCAGUGAUGGAUAAGAUGCUUAAGAAACCCUCCAUCAUGAAAAGUGCUGUGACUCUGUCUAGCAGGCACACUGCAGCAGGCUUGGAAAGGAGAAACGACAGGAAAACUGAACUACAAAAAAAGCAGAAAUGUACUACUCAGCUUCUAAUGGUCCAAGAAACUGGAUAUAGCAUGGCAGAAAGUGACAUGAAGGUCUGUGAAAAAGCCAGUUGCAUCUGGAAAGGAUGCCAAGAAGAGAUGCAGAAUGAGUUCAGAGCUGUUACCAUCAUGAAGCCAUCAGUGACAUUGGAGCCAGAACUGAGGCUUCAUAUUACUGGUUUGCAUGAUGAUUACUAUCUAAACAUACUGGACUGGAACCUUGAAAAUCUCAUUGCUGUUGCUCUGGGAUCUGCUGCAUAUAUUUGGAAUGGAAGAACUCUUCAAGGCAUUGAAAGCAUUGGUUUAAAUUCGAGUUCCAAAUACAUUUCAUCUCUAGCUUGGAUAAAAGAGGGAACUUGCCUUGCUGUUGGCACUAGUGAUGGAGAAGUGCAACUGUGGGACAUUGAAAGGAAAAGGAGGUUGAGAAAUAUGUUUGGCCACCUGUCUGUAGUUGGAGCUCUGAGCUGGAAUCAUUAUAUUCUGAGCAG
Molecule: messenger RNA, 690 nt
Organism: Centrocercus urophasianus (Greater sage-grouse)
Lineage: Eukaryota; Metazoa; Chordata; Aves; Galliformes; Phasianidae
Product: cell division cycle protein 20 homolog B-like
Exons: 6
Biological process (GO): positive regulation of anaphase-promoting complex-dependent catabolic process; positive regulation of ubiquitin protein ligase activity; anaphase-promoting complex-dependent catabolic process
Cellular component (GO): anaphase-promoting complex
Molecular function (GO): anaphase-promoting complex binding; ubiquitin ligase activator activity; protein binding
Source: RefSeq, a predicted model, not a curated record